AUGUUCAAGAAUUUGUUACUUCAAUCAUUAGAAUGUAGAGAGAAAAAUUAUUUAGCAUCAUGUGCGAGAAAAGAAAAGUUUCCAUUUUUUAAAAAUAGAAAUUACAAUAAUGAAAAUAUAAUAGUACAUAAUUAUAACUAUAAUUUAUGUAUAAAUAGGAAAUAUGGAAAUUACAAAAGAAAGAAUAUAUAUUUUAUGAAUUAUAAAGGAUUUAUAACAGUGGCAAAUAAAUAUGUGGAUUAUAAAAAAGAGUCACCUUCUGAAGAAGAAAAAUAUUAUGAGGAAGGAAAAUUAAAUAUAAAGAAUAAUAUGAACUCUAUAGAGAAAAUAUUAGAUGAAACAAAUUCAAUGAUAUAUAUAAAUGAUAUUUGUUUAAAAAUGGAUCAAAACUUAUUAAGGUGUCAAAAUUAUGAGGAUGUCCUUUCUAUUCUUGUUACACAUAGAGGUGCCUUAUUUUUACAAAAUUUGAUUACUGCAAUUCGUAUGUUGAGUGGAUUUGUAAUUGAACAAAAGAAGGAAAAAUUAGAAAAAGAUAAGUUGAAUACGAUAAGUGAUUAUACUAAAAUAUAUAUGAGGGCAGAUGAUGAGAUGGGAAAAAAUAUACCAGAUGAUAUUUCUGAUAAUAAUAAUAAUAGACAUAUUGAUGACAAUAAUAAACAAGAUUUAUCAUAUAAUAAUAAACAAGAUAUAUCAUAUAAUAAUAAACAAGAUAUAUCAUAUAAUAAUAAACAAGAUUUAUCAUAUAAUAAUAAACAAGAUAUAUCAUAUAACUACACAGGUAUUGAUAAGAUAGAAAAUAAUAUAAUUGAAAGAUAUAAAAACGUAUUUGAUAUAUUAAAUAAUAAAGCCUUAGUAGAAAGUGAAAUGAAUACUCAAGGAAAGAAAAGAAAACUUGAAGAUAUAAUCGUACUAGAUGAACGAUUUCAUCUUCUGAUUGAUGAUAUUUAUAAAAAUAGGAAACAUUUUGAUGUUUUAUCUAUUUGCCAUAUUUUGAUAUCUUUAAAAGAAUUAAAUUAUAAACAUUUCCUUUUAUUUAAUUCUUUUGUUAACCCCUUAAAAAAUUUUGAUAUAUACAUUAAAGAACAAUUUACAAAUAAUCAAAAAUUUUCUUUUAUCUGUUCGACGAUAGAAUUAUUGCUUGAAUGUUUUAACACAUAUAUAUGGGCGGGGUAUUAUAAUUUAAAUAUAUAUAACAAGUUAAUGAACUCUAUUUUGUUAAAUAAAUUUAUAUAUAUAAAUAAAAAUACAAUAUAUACACAACAUUAUGAGCAGCUAAAAAAUUACACAUAUAUGGAAUAUGAUUAUAAUAUAAAUUAUCCAAUAAAAAUAAAAGACGUGCUAAAUUUUUUUGAGAUAAAUGAAGAUUUUUAUUAUAUUGGACAUGUGAAAAAAAACAAUGAUCGUGUAUAUGACGGUAUAAAUGAAUUACAUAAUUGUGAUAAGAAUCAAAAUGAAGAAAAUAAAAUUAAUAUGAAUGAUAUAAUAAAUCAGAAUAAUUCUGAGAAACAAAUAGAUUUGAAUAUAAAUAAUAUUGAUGAUAAUAAAAAUAAUAUUGAUGAUCAUAUAAAUAAUAUUGAUGAUAAUAAAAAUAAUAUUGAUGAUCAUAUAAAUAAUAUUGAUGAUCAUAUAAAUAAUAUUGAUGAUUAUAUAAAUAAUAUUGAUGAUCAUAUAAAUAAUAUUGAUGAUCAUAUAAAUAAUAUUGAUGAUCAUAUAAAUAAUAUUGAUGAUCAUAUAAAUAAUAUUGAUGAUCAUAUAAAUAAUGUUGAUAUAAUAAAUAAAAAAGAUAAUGUUUUAAAUGUGGAUUAUAUAAAAGAAUCGAAAUCUAUAUUUUAUAGCUUGUACCCUAUAUUUUUAAGUCUUGAAUUAUUUCUGAAAAGUAUAGAAAUAUACAAAAACAUUUAUGUGUAUAAUUCCUUAUUUUUUAUGAUUGCUGAAAAGAUGGUUUAUUAUUACACUCAAUAUUUAACUCCAUCAUCCAUAAGUAUGAUAUGUGAAGCAUUUUCUAGACAUCGGAUUUUCAGUAUAGAACAUGAUAGACCUUUUUGUCAUAUAUCAAAAUUAGUUGAAAAUAAUUUUUCAAAGUUUUCUUUAGAACACUUAUAUAUCAUAUUAUCUUCAUUUAAAAAAAUGAACCUCUUUUUUGAAAGAUGUAUUAUUUUAGUAUGUAAAAAAUUUAAGAAACAUUUUUCAUCAUGUUAUAUAAGAAGACAAGAAUCUGUAUUAUCAUUAAAUAAAAUAUCAAUUUUAAUGGAAAGUAUAACUUUUUUUAAUUUUCAAAAUAAAUAUAUUGAUGACUUUAUUGUUUCCUGUGUAAAUUAUUUAGAAGACUAUAUAGAAGAUAUUGAAGAAGAAACUUCUAUAAAUAUUUCGUAUUCAUUAAUAUUAUGUAAUAUGGUUCAUAUAAAUCCAUACUUUUUUUCAUUUAUAUGGAGAAAAAUAGGGAAAACAACUUACUGGGAAAAAAGGAAAAGUCAAAUUUGUUUAUUAUGGUUAUCACAUAUGAUACAAUUUAAAUGGUUAGAAUAUGAUUUACCCAAAUUUUGUGUUUUAGAAUGUUUAAAAGUUUUUUAUUUAAAAAGAAAAGAAAAGAAAUUUUCUUAUUCAAAAAUACUUCAGAACAUCUCUAAAAUAUUAAACAAUAUGAAUAUUCAACAUGAUAUAUAUGUCGAUAUAUAUGGUCCAUAUAUAUUAGAUAUUUUAAUAAAAAAUACAAGAAAUGUCUUAAUGCUUACGCAAGAUACGACAAGAAAUGAAAUAAAUAGGGAUUUAGGUGACUUCAAAAUUAUUUUAAAUCAUUUAAAAUUAUUUGGAUAUAAAGCAAAACCUAUUAAUACCAAAUAUUUUGAUUCUCUCUGUGAUGAAAUGAAAGAAAAUUAUAUUAAGGAUAUCUUAAUGAAUUUUUAG
This is a messenger RNA of Plasmodium falciparum 3D7, 2904 nucleotides long. RefSeq lists its product as uncharacterized. NCBI's taxonomy places the organism in Eukaryota, Apicomplexa, Aconoidasida, Haemosporida, Plasmodiidae. The record is from RefSeq and is a predicted model, not a curated record.